Messenger RNA from Hydra vulgaris (swiftwater hydra), 1338 nucleotides. Its product is annotated as probable 18S rRNA (guanine-N(7))-methyltransferase. NCBI's taxonomy places the organism in Eukaryota, Metazoa, Cnidaria, Hydrozoa, Anthoathecata, Hydridae. The record is from RefSeq and is a predicted model, not a curated record. Gene Ontology annotation, cellular component: nucleolus. Gene Ontology annotation, biological process: rRNA (guanine-N7)-methylation. Gene Ontology annotation, molecular function: rRNA (guanine) methyltransferase activity.
UUGUUUUUUUUUAAGCAUAUUAAUUAAUAUGAGGGAAUCUCAAUUCAUGUAAUUCUAUACCAAGAGUACAGCAUUCCAAAAAAAAUGAGUUCAAAACGACCAGAGCACUUAGCACCACCUGAAGUAUUUUACAAUGAAAUAGAAGCCAAAAAGUACACUUCUAAUACUCGUAUGAUAGAGAUUCAAAAUCAAAUGACCGAACGGGCUUUAGAACUACUUAAUUUACCUGCUGAUGAGCCAAGUUUUUUACUUGAUGUUGGGUGUGGUUCAGGUUUAAGUGGAGAAGUUUUGACAGAAAAUGGUCACUAUUGGGUUGGAUUUGACAUUAGCAAAUCCAUGCUUGAAAUAGCUUGUGAAAGAGAAGUAAAAGGUGAUCUAUUGGAACUUGAUGCUGGAAUGGGUGUUCCUUUCAAACCAGGAACAUUUGAUGCAUGUGUCAGCAUAUCAGCAUUACAGUGGUUAUGUAAUGCAGAUAAAAAAUGGCAUAAUCCAAUCAAAAGGCUCCAAAUGUUUUUUAGUUCUCUUUAUUCUGUUCUGGUUAGAGGUGGUAAAGCUGUUUUUCAAUUUUACCCUGAUAGCCCUGAUCAGGUUGAGUUGAUAACACUUCAGGCUAUGAAGUCUGGUUUUACUGGAGGAGUUGUUGUUGAUUAUCCAAACAGUUCCAGAGCUAAAAAGAUGUUCUUAUGCUUGUUUGCUGGAGUUAAUAUGACUAAAUUACCUCAGGCACUAGGAACUGAUGAUUCGAGCACAACAAUUGACUACACUAACUCACGGCAAUCAAGCAAAUUCAUGAUUGGUAAACCAGCUAAAAAAAGCAAGGCUUGGAUUGUCCAGAAGAAAGACAGACGUAAAAGACAAGGAAAAGAUGUGAGAGCUGACUCUAAAUAUUCUGGUAGAAAGCGAAAACCGCAAUUUUAAAAAAUCCUAAAUAUGUUUUGGAUUUAGUAUUCCAUUUAAAUGGAGUUGUAAAAUAUUUAUCGAUCGGAACCUACAGAGUAAAGAUUUUUAUUGAAAAAAGUUUACAGAAACAAAAGAACUUUUUUUAAUAGGAAUAACAGUUUGGAUUAGUUGUUUUGUUUUGAUUUAUUUAUCUGUCACUUUUUCUGACGAACACCAUUUGACAUCAUUUCUGGCGUAUAUCUUUUUUAUGCGUGAAAUGUUUUCUUGUAGCAUGAAAAAAAUUUUUAUAACAUCUAAUAUUUAAUACAAUGGCAUUGGUUCUUGCACCGUUACACUAUAUUUUACUCCCUGAAGUAUUUUUUGAUGUUGUAGCACCAUUAAUACAUUAUUUUUGACAUGGUGAAACCAUUAAUUUCAUGAUGGUACUGUUUUUUUCUA